GAAGUAUCGAUGCGGUUUGUUUAUUCUGUGAUCUGUGAAGCUGGAAAAAGCUCAUUCUGCAUCAUCUGCUUUCUUUUACGUUGUACGUUGUGGGUUCCGCUUCGCCGCUACGAUUUCGCAGAGUGUUUCUGUUUAGUGUUCGGUGUGUAUUGGUUAGAAAAUUUCAAAUUUCGUUGUGCAUUGUGCCGAAAAUUCGAGUCUUUACGCUUUCUAGUGCUUGGCUGAAUAGUAGCUGAAGUUAUAUUUUGUGUUGGUUUAGUGCGGAAUACUUGUUUUAUGGGCGUGAUAAUAUAUUUCCAUUCCGGAUAUCUUACUGGAGCAGUUUCAUCGUUCGAGCAUUCGUUGGACAAACAAACAUGUUGGUUGUUGUAAGCAACUAUGUAACGUAUAAUUGGAGUAUGUUUUUGAAACUGCGGUGGAGUAAUACGACCUUUGACUUAGAACAUGUAUCGCUAUCACACUUUACCGCCAUCGCCAGUAGAGGUAACAUGGAGCAAUGAGCUGAAAUAUGCGAAAAGACCGACAUCGACGACGACGUCCGUCACCUUGUCAGCGAGCCCGAAAAAGCUAAAAGCUGUACGGAUGCAGGGCUACCACCGGUGACCCACCCACCCACCCACCCACCCACCCGUAUACGUUAAAUACCUAGGAGGUACUCGUACUCGUACGAUUACGCAUAUUACGCAAUCACGCAUCAGUAUUAUCGAUGUUUCGAUAUCAAACUCGAUAAUGCUUGGCGAUCGAAUUACGCGUUUGGGAGAUUCGUUUUCUUAAACGAGCUCGUUUAGGAGCUUCGAGAUAAGCUAUCCGGCAGAACGGCGGUCUCAGCCAUCUCCGCCGCCUCAUCCCGGCAAUUCGCCGCGUCCAACAAGGCACGAGUACCCAGACCGAUGCAGCAUACGUUUUCACGAUCGACGAUGGACUCUAAUAAUUUACCAUCAUCGGCUUCGGCUUCGGCACCGCGCACCUUCGUCAACACUUUGGCACACGCGCAAUCCACUCCGGCCGGCGUCGACGGAAGCGGCACAUCUACGAGUACAUCCAAGACGCCUCCCGCCACGCCAAAGAAAUCUGGUAAAAUGCUCGGCGUGCGGGUACAAAUGUUGGACGACUCGAUUACCAUAUUUCAAGUUCAGGCUAAAGCAAUUGGAAGGUUAUUAUUUGAUCAAGUGUGUAAGCAGCUUAAUUUACUAGAAGCUGAUUAUUUCGGCCUUGAAUAUCAGGAUGCAACUACUAAGUACUGGCUGGAUUUCGAAAAACCGCUACACCGUCAAGUUGGACUCUCCUUAGUCGAUCCAUUGCUGAGGUUUUGCGUAAAAUUCUAUACGCCAGAUCCGGCACAAUUAGAAGAAGAAUACACCCGAUAUCUAUUCUGUCUGCAAAUAAAGAGAGAUUUGUUGCAAGGUGAUCUGCAGUGUAACGAUAACACGGCUGCUCUCAUAAUUUCAUAUAUAGUUCAAGCGGAAUGCGGCGACUUUACUCCGGAAGACUACCCGGAUCCAUCCUAUCUUUCUUAUCAUAAAUUCGUACCACAUCAAGAUAGAGAUCUGGAAAGAAAGAUCAUGGAAAAUCAUAAAAAGCACGUAGGUCAAUCACCAGCCGAAGCGGAUCUCAAUUUAUUAGAAACUGCCAGAAGAUGUGAGCUGUAUGGAAUGAUAAUGCAUCCUGCCAAAGACCAAGAAGGCGUACUAUUAAAUUUAGCCGUCGCUCAUAUGGGUAUAGUAGUGUUUCAAAAUGGCACAAAAAUUAACACGUUUUCUUGGGCGAAAAUUAGAAAAAUUAGUUUCAAAAGGAAGAAAUUCCUGAUAAAAUUGCACCCCGAAGGAUACGGUUAUUAUAAAGACGUCGUUGAAUUCAUAUUCGACAAUCGAAAUCAGUGUAAGAGUUUUUGGAAGAAAUGCGUAGAAAAUCACGGCUUUUUUCGGUGUUCGUACGUGAAACGUGUUCCCAGGCAAAAAGCAAGAGUUCUAAGUCGAGGAUCUAGUUUCAGAUAUAGCGGGAAAACGCAAAAACAGAUGGUUGCCUAUGUACGAGAAAAUUAUGUGAAAAGACAGACAUUCCAAAGGUCGCAAUCGUUCAGACAUCAGAGUUCAACUCAUUCAAGUGUGGUUAAUGUUGGAGCGAGUAUAUCGGCUCAUCCGUUGUUACCAUUAGGUGAAAACACCAUAGCGGGCUCGGGAGCGUCUCUCUCGUGCGGAUCGAUGACGCUGUCGGGUUCUCUGAGCCCGACAAUAGCCCCGGACGGUGGUCCACCGACAGCGCCGAUAGCAACAACAGCGGCGGCACCGGCGGCGGCGGCGGCGGCCGGUGCAUGUACAACGAGCAGCACGGCAGCGAGUACGCAGCAAUCACACCAGACGCCGGCCGACGUUCACGAGCCAGCGACCACAUCUUCGGACAUCACAUCCAUAGCUUCGCAGAGUCCGCCCCACCACCACGAUACAGUGGAUGAAGGUACGAAGACUGACGAUGUUCAUCUACACAAUGGAAACGGCAUAAAGAAGAGUUCAUCGUACGUGUCGAGUAAUGGAAUUUACAACGGUAAUCAAAUCGUCGUCGAAGUUGAAACAAACAUUCCUGUAUAUAAGACUAACGGAAUGAUACCCAAUUUGUAUGCUACGAAAUUCUUGAGUAAAGAUGAAAUCAGUAUCGAAUCGCCGAUGCCAGAAUUACGUAAUAUAUCUCGAAUUAGUCAUAAUAACGAAGAGAUGAAUACGGACACCAAAAAGAAAAGACCUUCUGAAAAGGCUUAUUUCAUUGCCAAAGAAUUGUUAUCGACCGAGAGAACGUACAGAAAAGAUUUAGAAGUUAUUAGCUUCUGGUUAAGAGACGAAUUUAACAAAGAAGACGACGACUUGCAGAAUUUCGAAGCGGUAGAUCAUCUGUUACUGAUCAUAGAUCCUAUAUACGAUGCACAUUGCGUGCUGCUUCGUGAAAUCGAAAUUCGAGUUUCUAAUUGGGACCCUCCUUAUGUCGGAGACAUUUUGUAUAACUUUUUUGAAAAUCUAAACUUGUACGAUAGGUAUUUGGAAGAGCACUCGAAAAUUCUGGAAGAAAUCAACGCGUUGUAUGCUUCGAAUACCAAAUUUGAAACAUUGUAUAGAGAAUUCGAAUCUCAGAAAAUUUGCUACUUACCUUUAACCGCUUUUAUCCUGAAACCUUUGCAAAGGCUGUUACAUUAUACUCAAAUAUUAGAUAAUUUAUUGAAAUAUUAUGGAAAGAAUCACGCUUAUUACGAAGAUUGUUAUCAAGCCAGGUUAAUAUUGCUGAAUACUGCUCGACGUAUACCGAACAUUCUCAGGAAAUCGGAGAAUUUAGCUCUAUUGUACGAGCUGAGUCGCGAUAUCAGCGGUAUCGACAGCGUUUACGUUCCUGAAAGAGAAUUCAUCAGACAAGGAUGUCUGUCCAAGUUUUCUCAACGAAAAGGAUACCAACAAAGGAUGUUCUUUUUGUUCUCAGAUUUACUCUUGUACUCUGCUCGAUCCGGUCACAUGUUCCGAGUCCAUGGUCAACUGCCGUUGAACAACGUUAUCAUAGAAGAGAGACCGGAUACGCCGCAACAACAUUCGUUUUCCAUUUACGGAGGCAACCGAGUCGUAACGGUGGCUGCGAGCAGCGAAGAAGAAAAAGAUAAAUGGCUGGAAGAUCUUACCAACGCUAUUCAAAAAUGUAAAAUUAUCGAUAACCAUACGAACGACGUUGAUAAUGAUUCGUUGUAUUAUUACAGCUUGAAAUCGUGCAACUCGUCGGAGGAUAUUGCUGAAAAAUACGAAGAUAUGAAUAAAGCGCUCGCUAUCGCUAGCCAACGUAGCAAUAAAACCGUCUACGUGUGCUGGCAUCGUAAUACGAGUAUCAGCAUAGAUGAUCAUUUGAGAGCGGUUGAAAAUCAGCUAAGCGGUUUUCUACUGAGGAAGUUUAAAAAUAGCAACGGCUGGCAAAAGUUAUGGGUCGUGUUUACCAAUUUCUGUUUGUUUUUCUAUAAAUCAUCUCAAGAAGACUGCCCUUUGGCUGGAUUACCAUUAUUGGGUUAUACGAUCACGACACCGACCGAGAAAGACGGUAUACAGAAGAAUUACGCGUUCAAAUUGCAAUUUAAGAAUCAUAUUUAUUUCUUCAGAGCCGAGAGCGAGUAUACUUUUAACAGAUGGAUGAAAGUAAUCGGUAAUGCUACGCAACAUUCCGGUCGACAUCGACUGUUCAGUCGUAAAGAAAGCGCUCAUUUGGACAUCAAUUUCAAUUGAAGUGGUUCAUAUUGAAUUUGGACUCUCAUUGGUUUCUGUUGAACGGAUUUGUUUUCUCUUUUCCCUUCUUCGUACAAGUUAUUUAAAAUUACUCGUAUUUUAUCCCCCUGUAAUGGUCGCGUAUGGGUUUCAAUUAUAAAUGAUUAUCCAUUACGAAAGUCUAUCUAUAAUAGUUUCGUAAAUUUUGCAUUUUGCAUUUUAAUUGAAAAAAUAAUUUUUUAAACGAAGGAUCACAGGUGUUUACCUUAUCGAGAAAAAUGAUUUACGAGUAGGUAUGUUUGGAACGAGGCCAUCAAGUAUUUCUCGACUUGGGUAAUCAUUGGAGACUUCGAAAUAAUUGUGUUCGUAUUUGAUUAGGGAAAUUUUGUACGUAUAUAAUACUUUUUAUCUUUAGCAGAUUAUUUUUAAUACGAUUUUGUACGUUACAUAUUUUUGUUAAUUUAUUGCCAUGUUUUUAUUUGAGAGAAAAAAAACCUAAUAUCAAUUAAUUUACUAUUAGUGAUUGUAAAUGUGAAGACUCUUUUUUUCUGGCGCGUUUUACAAGACGCGUUGUAUUUUUAAUAUUAAAUAUCGUUGAAAGUUG
Messenger RNA from Planococcus citri (citrus mealybug), 4824 nucleotides. It is a transcript of the gene Cdep, whose product is annotated as Chondrocyte-derived ezrin-like domain containing protein. NCBI's taxonomy places the organism in Eukaryota, Metazoa, Arthropoda, Insecta, Hemiptera, Pseudococcidae. The record is from RefSeq and is a predicted model, not a curated record. Gene Ontology annotation, molecular function: cytoskeletal protein binding; guanyl-nucleotide exchange factor activity. Bases 891 to 4241 code for a protein of 1116 amino acids. Gene Ontology annotation, cellular component: cytoskeleton. The transcript is spliced from 24 exons.